Molecule: messenger RNA, 942 nt
Organism: Arthroderma uncinatum
Lineage: Eukaryota; Fungi; Ascomycota; Eurotiomycetes; Onygenales; Arthrodermataceae
Exons: 4
Coding region: 1-942 (313 amino acids)
Biological process (GO): translational initiation; formation of cytoplasmic translation initiation complex; formation of translation preinitiation complex
Cellular component (GO): eukaryotic translation initiation factor 2 complex
Molecular function (GO): translation initiation factor activity; mRNA binding; translation initiation factor binding
Source: RefSeq, a predicted model, not a curated record
AUGGCCGAUACUGAGGUUGCGCUUCCAGAAAGGAAACACCGAAAGUCAGUUGCCUUUAGCGAAGGCGCAACAGUUAUGGACGCAAACGGUACCAUUUCCGAGGCUAACUAUGCUGAGGAUAAGACAACGGCCGAAAAGCACACUGCUGUGUCGCCUGACCAGGAAGUCGACGAGAUGACCGAUAUGUUCAAGGGCCUAACGAAAAAGAAGAAAUCAAAGAAAUCGAAGGAUACAGACGCAGCAGAAACUGGAGAAGACGGUGGUGCGGCUGACGCCGAAUUCGACCCUUCCACGAUUAAGAAGAAAAAGAAGAAGUCUUCGAAAAAAACAACGGAUGGCGACUUUGAAGCUAAGCUUGCACAAGCUGGCUUAGCGGAGGAGGCUGCUCCUGAAGAGACGCAGUCCCCAGAGCAGAUUAUCGAGGCACUCGAGAGCGGAACCGGAAUUUGGGCCCACGAUGCCACGCAACCCAUCAACUACUCGCUGUUGGUGACUCGCUUCUUCAGUCUUAUCCACAGCCACCACCCUGAUCUCCUGGCCAGCGGUUCGAAAUCGUACAAGAUCCCUCCUCCCCAGUGUCUGCGUGAAGGAAACCGAAGAACCAUUUUUGCCAAUAUUCCCGAUAUCUGCAAGCGGAUGAAACGAUCCGACGACCACGUCAUGCAGUUUUUGUUUGCUGAAUUGGGAACAAGCGGCAGUGUUGACGGUAGUAGACGACUAGUGAUUAAGGGUCGUUUCCAACAGAAACAGAUUGAAAACGUCCUGCGACGAUAUAUUGUUGAGUAUGUUACCUGCAAGACGUGUAGGAGCCCGGACACGGAACUGAGCAAAGGAGAGAACCGUCUUUACUUCGUUACUUGCAAUUCCUGUGGCAGUCGACGCAGUGUCACUGCUAUCAAGACUGGUUUCCGUGGACAAGUCGGCAAGCGCAAAAAGCAAUAG